UGUGGGGGGGUUGUGUGUUUUCUGGAAAGAUCCUGGGCUUUGUCCACAGCACGUCCAGCAGACACGGAAAGGCCUCUACAUUUGGCCCAGGACUCUAGCAGAGUAUGUCCAAGAGCAGCCCUGUAAGGCAGACCCAGGUCACAUAGCAUCCCGCAAAUGUUCACUGGGAGCAGCAACCAACCAAGCUGUCUGGAUAGCUCAAGACCUGCACGAGUGUCCCACUGUGGUGCACACUAUAUCAGACCUCGGACAGAUUGAAGUUACAAAUGACACUGCUGAGGAUGUUGUGCUGAUGUUAAUGGACAUGCAGAGAGAGCAGGCCACUAUGGAUCCACACGACUUGCUCAUUAUGCUCACCACCCUGGAGGCUGUGCUCAAAGUCAGCGUAAUCACCCCUGCACUCGGCAAGGUCGUCCUCAACAUCACUUCAAACAUCUUGGACUCACAGAGCAACUUGCACCCCUUCACUAAUAGCAUUCUAAACAUCUUAGCCAUGGUUGGAGACAGAAUGUCCAACUUUAAUGGAAGUUCUUUGAGUUUAGUGACUCAAACUCUAGCAUUGUCCAUGGUCAAAAUUGACACAACGAACUUCUACAAUCUUACAUUUGGAGUUACCUCGAUGAACAACGGUCCCCACCCAGAGAUUUACAUCAACCAGCAAGCCUACGAAAGCACAGUGGCUCUCAUCACCCUGCCUGCUGCUCUGCGCUGCAGCCUCCCACAGAACAACCACACCAGUCCUCGCGUUCAGUUCCAGUUUUUUGGCGCUCCUGCACUCUUUAAUGACAAUCAGAAAGGAAAAACCCUGAACACAUACGUGGUGUCUGCAAGUGUAAUUAAUGCCACAAAGCCAAUCAAAGGCCUGAAGGAGCCUGUGAUAGUAACUCUGCACCAUCUAGACACAGAUAUAGUGAGUGCAGUCUGCCUCCUUAAAAAUCUAAUAAUUAAGGUGCCAACAACAACAUAAUCCUUUUGUCUUAUUCCCCUUUUUGUCAGCUUGGUAAAAGUGUUCAGUGUGCCUACUGGGAUUUCAAUAAAAAUGGGGGUCGAGGGGGGUGGAGUCGCAUGGGCUGCUGGGAAUAUAACGUCACCACCAACUAUACCACCUGCAUGUGUGACCACCUGACCCACUUCGGAGUGCUUCUGGAUGUAUCCAGGACUGCUAUUGAUAAGGAAAAUGAGAAAAUCCUCACAGUCAUCACAUACACCGGCUGUGGCAUCUCAUCCUUCUUCCUGGGUAUCACAGUGCUGACUUACUCUCUACUCGAGAAGCUGAGAAGAGACCAUCCAUCCCAGAUCCUGUUAAAUCUGUCCAUCGCUCUGCUUGGCCUCAAUCUCAUCUUUCUGAUCAAUUCCUGGCUCUCUUCCUUUGGAAUCUAUGGCCUUUGUGUUGCCAUAGCAACAGCUCAACACUACUUCUUGUUGACGUCCUUCACGUGGAUGUUUCUGGAGGCAGUGAAUAUGUACUUUGCCCUCGUCAAAGUUUUCAAUGUCUAUAUUCCCUCAUACAUCUUGAAAUUCUGCAUCUUCGGCUGGGGAAUGCCUCUUGUAAUAUGCUGUCUAGUGUUGGUGGUGAAAAAGGAUGCUUAUGAUGUAGCUUCUACUGGUGAUUCUUUGGCUAACUCUGAGAUGUUUUGCUGGAUACAGGAUGACGUUGUCUUCUACGUGUCAGUGGUUGGCUAUGUGAGUCUCGUUCUGCUGUGCAAUACAUCUGUAUUCCUGGUGGUUCUGGUCCAGAUCAGGAAGAUGCACACAAACCAGCCGGCCGGCAUGCAGAGUGGCAUCCAGAAGGAGCUCCGUGGCAUGGCGAGCCUCACUCUGCUGCUCGGCCUCACCUGGGCCGUGGCCUUCUUCACCUGGGGACCCGCCAAAGUGCCUCUGCUCUACCUGUUCUCCAUUCUCAACAGUCUGCAAGGAUUCUUUAUUUUUGUCUUUCACUGUCUAAUGAAGGACAACGUACGUAAACAGUGGAGAAUCCAUCUGUGCUUAGGACACUUUAAACUGCAAGAGUACUCAGACUGGAGCCACACCUCACCAGCUGUCGCCAAACCCAAAGCCAACCAAUUUCCCACGUUUCCCAUGGUGGCAUCAGUGAGAUCCAAUAAAUCCAACUCCACCGAGAGCUCAUCAGCUUCCUCAGACUGCAGCCAGAGGCAAGUCUCCACCAAGAGACCCAACCUAGGCGUGAUGUAUCAGCGGGGUCUAGUUUUACCACGGGCCCAGCUGGGACCCUCCCCUUCCCCACAGGCCACACACUUCCCUCGUGCUGGUGGAACUGAGAUACAUUCCUGGCUCCCAGGUGCCAGCAAUGACGUUUACUUCAAGUGAAACUGUGUGUGAUUUUAAUCAGUUGUGUGUAAUGCUGUUGUGUCUGUAGUAACUUCAGCUUUUCGAUCAUGUGAUUUGAAUAAUAUAUCUGUUGCACCCCAACUUACUCCUAAAUAUAAUUGCAGUCUGAUUAGCCUAACAAAUACUGCACAAAAAUGUGAACCAUCAU
Electrophorus electricus (electric eel) is the source of this 2497-nucleotide messenger RNA. NCBI's taxonomy places the organism in Eukaryota, Metazoa, Chordata, Actinopteri, Gymnotiformes, Gymnotidae. The record is from RefSeq and is a predicted model, not a curated record.